AUGGCGUUCAUUCCAGGGCGAAUGGCUGUCCGCACUCUUUUCCAGCCACUGAAACAACACCAGGCUUCCCGCGUGGUGCUUUCCAUGGCGGAAGCGAUUGAGAUCGCCAUGCCUGCUCUGUCCUCGACCAUGACCGAAGGGAAAAUUGUGGAAUGGACUGCCAAAGUAGGGGACAAGAUCAAAGCCGGGCAAACCAUCAUGGUGGUGGAAUCGGACAAGGCCGACAUGGACGUGGAAGCCUUCGAAAGCGGGUACGUCGCCGCGAUUCUGGCCAAGGCCGGGGAGGCGACCCCGGUGGGUGCGCCUUGCGCCCUGCUCGUUGACAACGAGGCCGACGUCGAGAAGGUCAAGGCUGCCCUGGCAAGCGGUGCGAGUCUAGGAGGUGGUGUCAGCGCUGCCCCGGCGUCUCCUCCGCCCGAGGCGGCGGCGCCCCCGGCGGCUGCGAACGCGCCGUCCAAGCCGACGUUUGACUUUGCGGAGGUGGCCAUGCCUGCCUUGUCCUCGACCAUGACCAGCGGGAAAAUCGUGGCUUGGACGGCCAAAGUGGGCGACAGCGUGAAAGCGGGCCAGACCGUGAUGGUGGUGGAGUCGGACAAGGCGGACAUGGACGUGGAAGCCUUCGAAGGCGGCGUACUCGCCUCGAUAUUGACGGGCGAAGGAGAUUCGGCGAAGGUGGGGGACCCCGUCGCCCUCUUGGCAGCCAAAAAGGAGGACGUGCCCGCCCUCCAAGCCUACGGCCAGGCGCUCAAAGCCUCAUUAUCC
Nannochloropsis gaditana CCMP526 is the source of this 762-nucleotide messenger RNA. RefSeq names its product pyruvate dehydrogenase E2 component (dihydrolipoamide acetyltransferase) (gene DLAT). The annotation marks the transcript as partial. The record is from RefSeq and is a predicted model, not a curated record. Gene Ontology annotation, biological process: pyruvate decarboxylation to acetyl-CoA. The transcript has a single exon. Gene Ontology annotation, molecular function: dihydrolipoyllysine-residue acetyltransferase activity. Gene Ontology annotation, cellular component: pyruvate dehydrogenase complex.